Molecule: messenger RNA, 3628 nt
Organism: Bactrocera dorsalis (oriental fruit fly)
Lineage: Eukaryota; Metazoa; Arthropoda; Insecta; Diptera; Tephritidae
Exons: 1
Coding region: 2443-3081 (212 amino acids)
Source: RefSeq, a predicted model, not a curated record
UCGCCAAUAAUGAUUCAAGCUAAAAUUCUCAUUCAAGAAUUGUGGCAAGAUGGCACUGAAUGGGAUGAACAGGUAAAACCUUUACGUUUAACAAAAUGGGUUCAAUUUGCUAAUAAUCUACAUACUAUAUCAGAAAUUCGAAUCCCUCGAUGGGUAAAUUUCACCCCUAACAUUAACACAGAAUUACACGGUUUCUGUGAUGCCUCUGAAAAGGCUUAUUGCGCAACAGUCUACAUACGCACUCAGUAUGAUAGCAAAAUAACUUCACAUCUUUUGGUAGCCAAAGCCAAAGUUGCACCUUUGAAGACACUAAGCCUGCCACGGCUUGAACUAAAUGGUGCUCUUCUGUUAGCAAAAUUAAUUUCAAUAGUUCAAACCCAUCUAAAAUUAAACGAUCACAAAAUGUAUCUCUGGUCAGACUCAGAAAUAGUUCUAGCAUGGUUGGAAAAACCACCCUAUACUUGGAAGACAUAUGUAUCGAAUCGCAUAUCACAAAUCUUAGACUUAGUUGGCUCAGCAAAAUGGCAACAUGUUGCAAGUGCAGAUAACCCGGCGGAUCUGGGGACAAGAGGUUGCAAACCACUUCACCUCACCAGCACUACACUCUGGUGGAACGGUCCCACAUGGCUAACAGAAUCACAAGAAUUCUGGCCAAAGUCUCCUGCUCGGAAUAUCAUACCUCCGGAAAGUCGGAAAAUAGAAAAUUUUCAUAUCACUCCAGAAGAGGAUGAUAUUCUCCAAAGAUUUUCCUCAUUUCCUCGAGCACUAAGGGUAGUCGCUUAUAUGCACAAAUUCAUCCAUAAACUUAAACAAAAGGUGAAAAGGAUAUCAAACGAUCCUGACAUGCAACUAACAUAUUCCGACUUGCAACAUGCCAAGGUCAGUCUAAUCUUGUAUACACAAACUCGCUAUUUCAGCAAAGAGAAAUCAAAGUUGCUUGAAAAGCGACCUCUCGAAAAGGGAAGCUCACUUCUCGUGUUAAACCCAUUCCUGGACGCUAAGGGAUUACUACGGGCAAAUGGAAGACUAGCCAACUCCAGCCUUAGUUACAAUGAACGACAUCCCAUCAUUAUCCCAGAGAAAUCCCGUUUUGCCUACUUAUUUCUAAUAUAUCUGCACCAGCUUACAAUGCAUGGUGAGCAUCGCUUGAUGCAACAAAUGGUCCGGCAAGAGUUUUAUGUACCGCGACUAAAGCCACAAGUUAAAAGAACCAUUUUCAUGUGUAAACAGUGUACUAUGUACAAGCACAAGAUGCGUACGCAGAUCAUGGCAGCCCUACCACCUGAACGCUGCAACUACGCUUUACCCUUUACCAUCACUGGGGUUGAUUUUGCUGGACCUUUCCAAAUAAAGGCCUCAAUGCUAAGGUCUUCCUCAUUUAGAAAAGGGUAUGUGGCUGUCUUUGUAUGUUUUACAACAAAGGCAGUACACCUCGAGCUAUGUUCGGAUCUGACUACUGCGGCUUUUCUUGCAGCAUUUGCCCGCUUUGUCGGACGGCGCGGAUUUCCUUUAAAAAUUAUGAGCGACAAUGGAAAAAACUUUGUCGGAGCUCAAAGAGCCACGGAAAAGGAGUUUUUACAAUUCAUGAAAGAAGUAUCCCCCGAAAUUGUCAGAAAAUAUGCACCCCAAGGGAUCGAAUGGCAAUUCAUACCCCCAUGUUCUCCACACAUGGGCGGACUCUGGGAAUCAGCAGUAAAGAGCUUUAAGUCCCAUUUAAAGAAAACGGCUGGUAACCAUAAAUUCAAUUAUGAGGAGUUUACUACAUUACUCACUCGUAUCGAAGCCGUACUAAACUCUAGACCUAUCUCACCACUCUCGCAAGAUCCCUCCGACUUCACAGCCUUAACCCCAGGGCAUUUUCUCAAAGGAGCACCCAUUCUGGCCAUACCUGAGCCAGGCGUGGAGUCGCUAUCCUUAUCGAACAGAUGGGAGCGAAUUAAAAUCCUCCAUCAUGAUUUCAGCCGCCGAUGGAAGGAAGACUACAUAAAGGACCUUCACAAGAGAUACCGGUGGAAAACUCAAGAAAAGGCACCAAAGCUUGGAGACUGCGUCCUUAUACAAGAUGAUUGUCUCCCUCCUACGGAAUGGCGACUCGGCCGCAUAAAACAACUUCAUUACGGUUCCGACGGUCAUGUUCGAGUAGUUGAUCUCCGCACUCAAACCGGAACACUAACCAGACCGCUCGUAAAAUUAUGCUUUCUACCAACCGCCGAAGAUAAAGAAACGUAAAACCGAAACCGCAAUAAUAAAUCAAUAAAUCGUUAAAACAUAUAACCGCUUACCAAAUCGAAACCUCGAAUAACAUUAAUGACACAAAGACUUAACAUAAAUGUCUGAUAAAAAAAGACAUCCUAUUCAUGCCACAUAUCGUGGCACAAAAGUCCAUAUUAUUGUAAAUUUCACAAUACAUUCCUAAUAUCAUAAUUUCUCUCACAGAGUAAUAUGGACGUGGAUAUGGCAUCAUCGUCAACGCCAACCAUGCGUUCGGCAAUUUCCGCCCCUCGCGCUGAAGCUGCUCCAAUAGCAGCACCCCGGACCAACACUGCACCGGCAGCGCCUCGAACAACAACAGGCUCCACCGCGACAACGGCUCCGCGUCAAAGCACGCCAGCAUUACCAGCGAAUUUGCAACUCAUUCGUUGUCCUUUAUGCCGCCGCCCUCAUCGGCUAUCGCACUGCGGUAUAUUCAAAGGCAUGCCGCCGAUGCAACGCCAGCAGGUGGCACAGGCGCACGGGUAUUGCCUGAAUUGUCUGGCAACUUCCCACGCAACUCAGGAGUGCCCAUCACCUAAUCGUUGCCAAAUCUGUGUGCGGGCUCAUCAUACGAUGCUGCAUCGCAUUCACAGACGCGACUCCCGGCGCCCACCGGCUCCUCGCACCAGUGGUAACGUCAGGCGUUCCCAAAGGACUCCUGUGACGGCAUACCGCCGCCGCGGACCCUCUGCAGCAGAAUCCCGUCCUUGGCGCCAUAACCGGGCAACAUCAACACGACGCCAUCAGCUUAGGCCGCAAUCCCGCCGGUCAACAGGUCUCAGCAGCGUGGUAGCAACGCUCCAGCAGCUACAGCGGCUUCUAGGCUAAAUACUCGCCUAGGGGGGCCGGGAUGGCUAAAUGAGUAGCGACGUCGCAUCACAUCUACAUCGAUUUAUUCACCUCAUCACGCGAGAGAAAACCACACGUUAACACACAUACACGCACAUGCACCCAAACGCGAUGACUUACUGCAAUCUAAUUAGAACAAAAGGAAUAGAGAAAGCAGGUCGCGCACCUUUCGUUGAUACGACGUCGUCCAAGCAACAUCGCUUUUCGCAGCCUCUCAGCAUCCCGGUUCCCGUUCGCUACCCGCAUUUAUAUAGUUAAAGUUUUCAUUUUAUAUUAAACCUAAUUUCCAUAACAUUCAUCAUUGUGCAUAUAUAUAUACAUUUAACGUUUUUAAACCGGCAAUUUUCAAAUUAUAAUUACUUUGAUAAUUUCUGUAUAUAUAAUAUACAUACAUUUAACGUUUAAUUUAAAAAUUAAAUCAUCUUUGGUUAUACCAAAUUUGAAGUGUAUAAAAAUAAAAGUUUAUAACGAUUUGCGGAAUUGGUGCAUUUUAGUUUUUUCUUUAAAGGAAAGUGUGAGUGGCCUA